AUGACCACCCAGAAGAACACCUAUAUGCAGCAGCUUGCAGCAGCUGUUUUCACAGCUGAUGAAGAUCCAAAAGUCAGGGAAUAUUUUCAAGCAUGCCCUCUCGCUUUUGUGAAGCCCAUUCAAGGCCAAUUUACAUCGCUACACAAGAAGUAUAAUGAGAUCAAUCUACAACUUGGUCAGACUGGUGCUGGACUGUCAUUUGAGGAGCUCAAUGAGAAUGAGAAAACAAGGAUUCUUCUUGACUGCCUCUUGCAGACAUUCCCAUGGUGGGUUGAUCUCCAUGGGUGGUGGAGAACAAAUCCCACCUAUGAUUUCAAAGCUGAGGCAUUGGAUGUCUUCGGCAAAGGGAAAGGGAAAGAGAAAGAGAUGGUCCUGGAUGAUGCAGAUUGCGAGGAUGAUGAAGGAGAAGAUGCAGGUCCUCUCAAUGAGGACCUUGAGCCAGGUGAAAUUUUGGAUAGUGAGGCCUCUAAGGAUGAUGAUCCUAGGUUGUACAUGUUCCAUGGUGAUGAAGAUCUAGGCUGGGAUAGCCUAAGUGAUACCUCUGGCUCUCCAUCUUUGAGCUUCCCUUGCCCUCCACUUCCCCCAACACCAUCAUCUGGUUCUUUGUCCCAUUUUCAACCAUCUGACCUUCCUAUCAUUCACCACUACCAACGCCCACCCAUCACCUGUCUCAACACAAAUGUUCCCAAUGAGAUCUUCCUUAACUCACCUGAAGCAGUGGAUAGGCCCAAAUAUUUGUUGUAA
Messenger RNA from Suillus fuscotomentosus, 744 nucleotides. RefSeq lists its product as uncharacterized. The transcript is spliced from 4 exons. NCBI's taxonomy places the organism in Eukaryota, Fungi, Basidiomycota, Agaricomycetes, Boletales, Suillaceae. Bases 1 to 744 code for a protein of 247 amino acids. The record is from RefSeq and is a predicted model, not a curated record.